This is a messenger RNA of Seminavis robusta, 513 nucleotides long. The record is from the annotation of a GenBank genome assembly. Lineage: Eukaryota; Bacillariophyta; Bacillariophyceae; Naviculales; Naviculaceae.
AUGCCCUAUUGCCAGCAAUCUCUCAACGAAGCCUCCAGAGCGAAUGCCAAUGUCGAUAUCCGUGAAACGAACGAUGGUAAAGGCUAUGGUCUGUUUGCCAGGAACAACCUGAGCAAAGGCCAGCAUGUCUUUCGUGGCAAAGCACUAGAGAUUCACAGCCAUGCUUCACCCCACAGCAUCCAAACCGAUUGGGAUAGACAUGUUAUUAUGGAUCUUCCGGCUAUAUUGGUCAACCAUUCCUGCGAAGCCAACCUAGGAAUUCGUCCCAACCUGUUUGGAGCGUAUGAUUUUGUAGCACUGCAAGAUAUUGACACUGGUAGAGAACUGCUAUGGGACUAUGAGACUGCUGAGAACGAGAUCACUUGCGAGUUUCAGUGCAAUUGUGGUGCUCCUAGGUGUAGAAGCACGUUAAAAGGUUUUCAUUUCAAUGGAAGUGCUCUUGUUGAAGCCUAUGGCGAGGAGAACAUUGCUCCAUAUCUGCUAGAGCAAAAGCCGCAAGAAAAGACUGCUUGA